GAAGAAGAGACAUUUAAGCAGAGGACCCUGGGGUCCCUCAGUGAUGACCUGUUGCGUGCCAAACAGCAACUCUCCACAGUCACAAAGCAGCACACCGCCUGCCUGGAAGAGUUUCUAGCGAGCCAAACUCUGGUCAGCUGGGUCAGAGAGAACCUAAAGGACAUGAGCGAUGUGAAGGUGUAUGUCGACCUGGCUUCCAUAUCUGCUGGAGAGAACGACAGAGAGAUCGACCAGGUGGCCUGUUUCCAUGACGCAGUGAUGGGCUACGCUCCUCUGCUCUACUCCCUGUCCCCCCGAGCUGGAUUUGAGGGCUUCAUGAGGUGUGCUCAGCAGGUGUGGGACACCCAAAACAGAGAUGAGAAGCUGCCAGACAAACUGAGAGAGUCGACUCGCCUGCUGAGCUGGUUGAAAGAAAUGAAGGAGACUCAUGGCUCUGUGGAGCAGUCCUCUCUGUCCCUGGCUUCUUCUAUUAAUGCUCAUGGAGUUUAUCACAUAGGAUGGUCUGAUCUCAACACGGAGAAGAGAUGUCUACAAAACAUGGUGCAGGUCACAGUGAAAAUGGGACGAGAGGAGAAGAGCUACAAGCUUGAAGACCUGCUGGAGCUGCAGAACAAACUCAUGCUCAUGUCGUCUAAAGGGGAGCACGGCAGAGAGCAAGUCAACAGGUUCACUGAG
Epinephelus moara (kelp grouper) is the source of this 675-nucleotide messenger RNA. Its product is annotated as E3 ubiquitin-protein ligase rnf213-beta-like. The annotation marks the transcript as partial. Gene Ontology annotation, molecular function: ATP hydrolysis activity; ubiquitin-protein transferase activity. The transcript is spliced from 4 exons. The record is from RefSeq and is a predicted model, not a curated record. Gene Ontology annotation, biological process: ubiquitin-dependent protein catabolic process; negative regulation of non-canonical Wnt signaling pathway; sprouting angiogenesis. Gene Ontology annotation, cellular component: cytosol; nucleolus; membrane. Lineage: Eukaryota; Metazoa; Chordata; Actinopteri; Perciformes; Serranidae.